AUGAUUUGGUGUGACGAGGCCAAGAUAUUGGCAACGUACGUUCCUCACGAUGACCUAAUAUGGCUAGUAACGUCCACAUUUGCGUUAGUACAAGUGGUGCGAAAUGAAUUCAGAAUCGGGAGAAUAUUUUAUGAAGCAGUUACUAACGAAAUAAUAGUCGUGGGCUCGCACAAAGUGACCAGAUAUCCAUUACACAAUAAAGAACAGACGAUAAAUCCAUGGAAGACCGUGUGUUACGUGGACAGCGAAUACGGUCCUUUGUGGGAGAUCGAAUGCUCCUCGUUGGUACCUCAAAGUACAUCAACUUUAAGGUUGGUCGGCUCCUAUAUGGACACUAUUUACGUGUUGCCUUUGGAAUCUGGAAAAGACAGAGAAGACGGAGUUCCCGCGGCAUUUCUGGCCAAGCGAUUGAAUGCCACAAAGGCAGCGAUAACGGUUUUACACUUUCAUCUUACCAGCAUGUGGAUCAUUACCGGUGAUCAACAAGGAAACGCUUUUACAGUUAUGGGAUGGGACCUAGAACUGAACAACACGAUGACAUGUUUCGGAGGUCAUGCUGGAAAAGUAAGAGAUGUAGUUCCCCAUCCCUCGAUUUGUGGAUUUAUUACAUGCUCCGAUGAUAACGUUUUACAAGUCUGGAGCUGCAACCUUCGCGACAAGACGGAAGGCUUUGCGAGCGUAGGCGAAAUUUGGGCCAUGGCAACAAAUCUGACUACAGCGGCUCUUGCGACACUUGGGCAGAAACUGAGUUGCUUCAACAUGCUUCAAUUGUAUAUUUUCUACGCCCCUCUCACGUAAGUUGGUCUCAAAUAUCGCGCAAAGUGCCAGCACGUAAAGGGUCCAUUUUCACUCCGCAGAGCACCCGCUACAAAUUUAACGUCAACGAAUAAUCCAAUGUACCCGACGAGAAUUGUGGCGAGUAGCGUCGACAAUUCCGUCAGG
This is a messenger RNA of Orussus abietinus, 942 nucleotides long. RefSeq lists its product as uncharacterized. Gene Ontology annotation, molecular function: protein binding. The transcript has 5 exons. NCBI's taxonomy places the organism in Eukaryota, Metazoa, Arthropoda, Insecta, Hymenoptera, Orussidae. The record is from RefSeq and is a predicted model, not a curated record. Bases 1 to 798 code for a protein of 265 amino acids.